AUGGAAGGCACAUUGAAGAGUGACAAUGAGACAGCAUCAUAUUCAUGGGCAAAGGUUGGUCAUGUUGAUUCCCUCAAUUUGGAGGCUGCAAGGAUUCCCUCGUCCAAAACCCAUUCUCUUAAGCCAAAUUGGAUUACGACACUGAGCUUAGCGUUUCAAAGCAUCGGGAUCAUAUAUGGAGACUUAGGAAUUUCUCUUUUGUACGUCUAUGACAGCACCUUCAGUAAUGGUAUUCAAGAUACUAAUGACCUUCUUGGAUGCUUGUCUCUCAUCAUCUACACCAUUGCACUCAUUCCAUUCGUUAAGUAUAUCCUAAUUGUUUUGUGGGCUAACGACAAUGGCGAUGGUGGAACAUUUGCACUAUAUUCUUUGUUUUGCCGGUAUGCCAAGGUCAGCUUAAUUCCAAAUCACCAACCAGAAGACAGACAACUUACCCAUUACAAACUACACAUACCAUCCAACCAAAUAAAGAGGGCACAAAUGAUUAAGCACAAGCUAGAAAAUAGUAAAUUUGCUCAACUUCUGCUUUUUCUUGUCACUAUCAUGUCAACCUCUAUGGUUAUUGGAGAUGGAAUUCUUACACCUUCCAUUUCAGUACUGUCAGCAGUGAGUGGCAUAAAAAAAAAGAGCCCAUCACUUGACCAAGGUGCUGUUGUCGGGAUCUCAAUAGCAAUCCUGAUCGUUCUCUUCGCUGUCCAGCGAUUUGGCACAGAUAAAGUGGGAUUCACCUUUGCCCCUAUGGUGGUCGUGUGGUUUUUAUUCAUCGGAGGCAUUGGUCUUUACAACUUGUUCAAAUAUGACAUUGGGGUAUUGCGAGCUUUCAAUCCUAAGUAUAUUGUUGAUUACAUGAAAAGAAACGGUAAAAAUGGAUGGAUUUCUCUAGGUGGAAUUUUUCAUUGCAUUACUGGGAGUGAGGCCAUGUUUGCAGACUUGGGUCACUUCAACGUGCGAGCAGUUCAAAUUAGUUUCUCUUUUGUUACGUUUCCUGCACUAGUAUGUGCAUACAGUGGACAAGCAGCAUAUCUUAGAAAGUUCCCGGAACAGAUAGGGAAUACUUUUUAUAACUCAAUACCCCAUCCAAUAUUUUGGCCAACAUUUGUUGCGGCGGUUGCUGCUUCUAUCAUUGCAAGUCAGGCUAUGAUUUCAGGGGCAUUUUCCAUUAUCCAACAGUCUCAAAGUUUGGGAUGCUUCCCUAGUGUUAGGGUCAUACAUACCUCUGCAAAGUAUGAAGGUCAAGUGUACAUACCUGAGAUCAAUUACUUUCUUAUGAUUGCUUGUGUCAUAGUCUGUGCCGCUUUCAGAACCACAGAUAAUACUAUUCAUGCUUACGGAAUUUCUGUGUGCAUGGUAAUGCUGGUCACAACAUCCAUGGUCACUCUUAUAAUGCUUGUUAUAUGGAAGACAAGCAUCUUGUGGAUUGCUCUUUUCUUUGUUGUAUUCAGUGCAAUAGAGAUUGUGUACUUAUCAUCCUUGCUAACUAAAUUCGUUCAAGGAGGCUUUCUUCCAUUGGCACUUUCUUUGUGCUUGAUGUCCAUAAUGGGCAUUUGGCGUUACACACACGUAAAAAGGUACUUGUUUGAGCUAAACAACAAGGUCUCUGGUGAAUAUCUAAGAGAACUAGUAAGCAAAAAGGUUAUAUCUCGAAUUCCUGGAGUAGCACUUGUGUUCUCAGAGCUAGUAGAAGGAGUUCCACCACUAUUUGCUCAUGUUGUUUCCAACAUACCCUACAUCCACUCUAUUGUUGUGUUUGUUUCCUUGAAGUCCAUCCCUAUUGGCAAAGUUGAAUUGCAUGAGAGAUUCCUUUUCAGACAAGUUCAACCAAAAGAAUAUAGAAUCUUUCGCUGUGUUGUGAGGUGUGGCUAUAAUGAUGUCAUUGGAGAACCAAAGGAGUUUGAGGAACACUUAAUAGAACAUCUAAAAGAAUUUAUACGCCAUCAAAAUUUUACUCAUGUGGUAGUAGUAGAAGGGGUUGAUAUUGAACAGACAGACUAUCACUCUUUUAAGGAUGGAAGAGGUUCUUUCAAGCAAAUAACCCCAUUACCUUCUUCACAUCAAGAAUCUAACACUGCUGUGAAUGUGUCACGUGCUUCAUCAGAUUCUAUUCAGUCUUUCGGAGUACUAAGUAGAAUCUCUAACCCGCAUGUGCAGGAUGUAGAAGAGGAGAUAGCUUUUGUGCAGAGAGCAAUGGAGAGAAGUGUGGUGUAUAUGCUGGGAGAAGCCGAAGUGGUGGCGGAGCCCAACUCAUCUGUGCUUAAGAAGAUUGCUGUUAAUCAUAUUUACAAUUUUUUGAGGAGAAAUUUCAGGCAAGGAGAAAAUUUAAUGGCAAUCCCACGUUCAAAGCUUCUCAGGGUUGGAAUGACAUAUGAGAUAUGA
Abrus precatorius (Indian licorice) is the source of this 2373-nucleotide messenger RNA. Its product is annotated as potassium transporter 5-like. Gene Ontology annotation, biological process: potassium ion transmembrane transport. Gene Ontology annotation, molecular function: potassium ion transmembrane transporter activity. The coding region runs from base 1 to 2373 and encodes 790 amino acids. Lineage: Eukaryota; Viridiplantae; Streptophyta; Magnoliopsida; Fabales; Fabaceae. Gene Ontology annotation, cellular component: membrane. The record is from RefSeq and is a predicted model, not a curated record. The transcript has 10 exons.